Molecule: messenger RNA, 3327 nt
Organism: Pyricularia oryzae 70-15
Lineage: Eukaryota; Fungi; Ascomycota; Sordariomycetes; Magnaporthales; Pyriculariaceae
Product: carboxy-terminal kinesin 2
Exons: 7
Coding region: 78-2765 (895 amino acids)
Biological process (GO): microtubule-based movement
Molecular function (GO): microtubule binding; ATP binding; microtubule motor activity
Source: RefSeq, a predicted model, not a curated record
CACGCUACGGAGUAAAUCUUGGUGAAGAAGCACCAUAGCAAUUCAAUUCCGCAUCCACAUCCGCGCAACUCACCCCCAUGAAAUCCUCAUGCACCGGGGGUUCAGGGACAGGACGCUGCAGCAACGGGGCCGAACCUAUUCCUUCUUUUCCUUUUACACGCCUCUUUCCUCACCUCCACCACCCUUCCGGCUUCACCGUGCUACAUUACGUAUCGUCCGUCACAACGACUCCUUCGCCCAUCGCCUCGGGAGCACUGCUCCUUGCCUCGAAUUUUGCGCUCCAACGUGAACUCAUCCCCCGCUUCCGAUCGCUCAGUAUGGAUGGCAGUGUCGAGAAUGCGGUCCAGCGUCCCUCUGGCCUGCGCCCUCCGACUAGAAUCGGCGCAUUGAACGACAUAUCAGAAUCGCAAAACAACGCACGCGCUAAGAACACCAUGUUGCCUUUGGCAGGACAUUCCAACCUCAAGCGACAAACAAAAGAUGAUUCUCUCCCCCAACAACCAGAGUCAAAACAACGAAAGACCUUGGCUGAGAGGGCCGCCGAAUUCGGUGUCAAGUCAAAUGUCGCCGCUACCCCGGCCCCUCGACACGUUAAAGCCUCGUCGAUUGCUAGCCUAGCUGCAAACCGCCUACCUUCAGCCACCCCCGCUGUGAACAGGCAACCUACCAGAAACAACUUUGGAACCAGUGUCGGACCAGGUGCUCGCCCACCAUCGGCUGCCGGCAGGUCACAGACUUUCGCCAGAUCAGUCAACGGAGGUCCACGAGGAACUGUCCGCCCGCGCCCAGCGACAGCAUUCGGUAGUUAUGCCGCAGUCGACGAGGACGAUCCACCCAGGCAAAAUGGAUGGGAUGUGGACGAAAGGUUGCAAAAGGUCGAAUCACAAUGGCAAGAAAUGCAGAGUGUGAUGAAGGAAACAGUUUCCGAGAAGAAAUCCAUGGAGCACGAAAUCGAGUCUGCCAACAAAAGAGCAAAUGCUCUGGAAAACGAGCUUCUCGGCCUGCGCCAGCAGGUCCAAACACUAACUUUAGAUCUCGAGUCUGAACGGAGGACACACAAGUACGAUUUAGAGGACAAGAUUAGGGAACACCGAAACGAACUGGACAAUCUCCGACGGCAACUACGCGACGAAGUUGAACGGGCCGAGCGUGGCGAGCGAGAGGCUCGCGAGGCUGCCGAAAGGCAGAAGGAGCAGUUUGCCAUCGAACAAGCUCGAAUGGCAGAAGACCGUGAACAGAUGCGCGUCAUGGGUCGCGCUUUACAAGAAAAGGACACGGAAAUCGACAGUCUGCGAGCGAUGUUUGAAAGGUUACGAAUCGACCUGGACAGGGAGAGAGAGGACAUGCGCGCGCAGCUUGGUUCGAAAGAGCAAGAAGCCGGCCGACUGUUGCGCGAAAAGGAACGGGAAAAUGACGACAUGCGGUCCCAGGUAGAACGCCUGAAAGGUGACCUCGAUCGCGAGAUGACUCUCAAGGAAGGCGUGCAGAGGGCAGCUGUUGAGAUGCAGACGGCCAACUUGGGUCUCGAGGCUCAGAUUCAACAACUACAAGGGAAAAUCCGCUUCUUGGAGUCCAGCAACCAGCAGCAGGCAGACUCGUACACCGAGAUGGAAUCCAAACUACAGGAAGCUCUCCAGGCGGCAGAUGAAGCCAAGCAGAAGUUGAUCAAGGAAGAGACAGAGAGGAGAGUCCUGUUCAACAAGUAUCAAGAGCUCAAGGGUAACAUCCGCGUCAUGUGUCGUGUGAGGCCGGUACUCGAUAGGUCAGAAGGCGAAGAGGCUGGCUUGGCCUUCCCCGACUCCAAAACCUCUGCGCAGAUUGACGUCCAGACCGAGGAGCGGAGCGCGACAGGCACAGUAACCCGACGCGUCAUGCCUUUCGAAUUCGAUAGGGUGUUUGCGCCCAACGUGCAGAACGAGGAGGUAUUUGGCGAAAUAUCGCAACUCGUUCAGAGCGCGCUGGAUGGUUUCAACGUGUGCAUCUUUUGCUACGGCCAGACCGGGUCGGGUAAGACGUACACAAUGUCUAGCCCUGACGGCAUGAUACCUCGGGCGACAAAUAUGAUCUACGAGACAAUCGAGCAGCUCAAGCAAAAAUCGUGGACUUACACGAUGGAGGGUAGCUUCGUUGAGGUGUACAACGAGGAGCUUCAUGACUUGCUGGCUUCAGAGCGCGAGAGAAGGAAGUUGACGAUCCAGCACGACGAGGUCCGGAAACAGACGACGGUUGUUAACUGCAAAACCGUUCACCUGGACCGGCCGGAGAAGGUCGAGACCAUGCUGCGCCAGGCACAGGGCAACCGUUCAGUAGCUGCCACCAAGGCCAACGAGCGGUCAUCGAGGUCUCACUCGGUGUUUAUGCUCAAGCUGGUCGGCACCAACUCGGCGACGGGCGAGCGGUGCGAGGGCACACUGAACUUGGUCGAUUUGGCCGGUUCGGAGCGACUCAAGCACUCGCAGGCCGAGGGCGAUCGGAUGCGCGAGACGCAGAGCAUCAACAAGUCGCUUUCUUGCCUCGGAGAUGUUAUCGAGGCGCUUGGCCGCAAGGGCAGCUCCUCCCCAGGGGCCCACGUACCUUAUCGCAACUCGAAGCUGACGCAUCUUUUGCAGUUCUCGCUUGGCGGGAACAGCAAGACGUUGAUGUUUGUCAUGGUGAGCCCGCUUGAGGCGCACCUGAAGGAGACGGUGACGAGUUUGAGGUUUGCUACCAAGGUGCACAACACGCAUAUUGGCACGGCCAAGUCAACCAAGAAGCUUACACAGUAGAGAGGCUGGUCAAGUUGAUGGCAGUUUCCACGUGUUGGGGUGAACCUUGGUGUCGAGGUCGCAUCAAACGUUUGACGAGCCCACAAUUGGUUUCUUGAUGAGCACUGGAUCCUCCCGAUCCAUGUGGACUGCAUGCAAAUCAAUCGGCCAAGUCCCCGCCUUUUCAAUCCUUCCUACAUUACGACAUUUUUUGGGGGAGUUUGGCCUGGCACUAUUUUUGUCGUUUUUUUAUUUUUUUAUUACUUUUCUGUUGGAUCAACAACGAAAAGACAGCCGGGAAAAUGAUCACCGGGUUUCUGAUAUUUUUUGUCACGGAUUAGCAUGCGUGUUGUCUUUUUUUUUACAGGGGGCGUUUUCCCAACGUUGUCAACGUUGUCAACUUUCGGUUCGUUUUUCUUCUGAUGGUGGUCCCUCUGCGCCUAGGGAACUGCAUGACUUGUACAUUUUGCGAGGGGAUUCUUGAAGGAAGCGGCAAAAAUGGGCAUUUAUGAUAAUGUAUAUGUGCAAGGCGAUAAAAAGUUUUGUGUUAAUUCCUACGAGGUUCAAAAACCCCAACUUUGUG